This is a messenger RNA of Lycium ferocissimum, 1158 nucleotides long. RefSeq names its product adenylyl-sulfate kinase 3. The transcript has 7 exons. The record is from RefSeq and is a predicted model, not a curated record. Lineage: Eukaryota; Viridiplantae; Streptophyta; Magnoliopsida; Solanales; Solanaceae. Bases 242 to 865 code for a protein of 207 amino acids. Gene Ontology annotation, molecular function: adenylylsulfate kinase activity; ATP binding. Gene Ontology annotation, biological process: sulfate assimilation.
CUUCGCACCCUUGUCACACUGCCUAACACUUGGGACAAGCUCACACAUUGAUUCAUUAUUUUCUACAGUUUCAUCUUGUGUCUCAAUCACAAAAUACGUCCAUAUUCAUAAAUUUUUGAAGAGAAAAACAAACUCCCAAUUCCAAAUUCACAUUCUUGCUCUUUAACAACUCAAUUUUUUCGUUUAAUUUCAGCUUUCUGGGAUCUUCUUUCACAGAGAAGGUAAAGGGUGUUAUCUUUUGAUGUCUACUGUUGGCAAUCCUGCAAACAUAUUCUGGCAUGAAAAUCCAGUUGGAAAGGCGGAAAGGGAAAAGCUGCUUAACCAACAGGGAUGUGUUGUAUGGAUCACAGGUCUCAGUGGAUCAGGAAAAAGCACACUUGCUUGUUCCCUAGGUAGAGAAUUGCAGUCAAAAGGUAAGCUUUCAUACGUUCUUGAUGGUGACAACCUUAGGCAUGGUCUGAACAAGAAUCUUGGGUUCUCACCAGAAAGCCGGACUGAGAAUAUACGUAGGACUGGGGAAGUUGCAAAGCUCUUUGCAGAUGCUGGAUUAAUUUGUAUUGCAAGUUUGAUAUCUCCUUACAGAAAAGAUCGUGAUGCUUGCCGUGCACUAUUGCCAGAUAAAAAAUUUAUUGAGGUUUUUAUGAAUAUGCCUCUACAACUGUGUGAGGGAAGAGAUCCAAAAGGCCUCUACAAGCUAGCUCGUGAGGGUAAAAUCAAAGGUUUUACUGGAAUAGAUGAUCCUUAUGAACCACCUUUGAAUUGUGAGAUUGAAAUACAACUAAAAGAUGGAGUAGUUCCUACACCAAAUGAGAUGGCUGGACAAGUAGUCUCUUAUAUGGAGGACAGAGGCUUUUUGGAAGCUUAGUGACCGUGCUUGCUGCAGAUAGGAAGAAAAGACUCAGCUGAGGGAAUUACCAAAAAUAUCUAGUUCUCUCCAUCUGUUUCAACAAUAUAUGUGUUGUUCGAUAGGAUUAGUUUGAGAUUGUACACAUAUGUUCAUCUGGUGUCUAGGUCCAUAGGAUGUCCAAUGUGAUACAACUAUAUGAUGCAGAGUUAGUUAUGCACCAUUGCAUCUCAAAUUCUUGUAUAUUUAUGAUGACAUUUCUCUGACUGUUUAACUUCAACUUUCGAAUGGCAGGCAAAAGAUCACCUUUGUUA